GUGCUAGUGACUCAUCUACAAUACGGCUACAAGCGCGUCUGUCUUGUUUUGGAGUUGUUUAACAAUUUUAAAAACAAAUUAGAAUGCUUUUACGAAGUAAUUUAGUGUUAAUUUUUACUGUAAUUACAAUUAGUUUACUUUGUGAACAUGCACAAGGGAAGCGUGGACGUUACAGGUAUAAUCAUUCACCAUCAAUAGAAUCAACUGAGAAUGUACCAGUGGCUGUAAUUUAUGAUAGUGAUGAUAUCCGUGAAGAUAAAUCCAUAAAACUUUCCGCUAAUUUCCAAACUUCAAAAGAUGAUCUAAUCACUCCCGAGAAUAUAAAACAAAAUUCAGAUACGACACCGAAAAUAAAUGCUGAUGUACCAAAACAAGUAAAGAGGGUUGAGCAGAAAAAAAUUCAAAGCAACUCUUUAACAACAGACAAAGAAAGAAGUCUACAGAUACCAGUUAGUGUUGUAUAUGACUCAGAACCAAGUAACAAGGAGAAUGUUCCAAGAACCAGUGCCCCGAUUGUAAGAAGAAGACCAACCGGAAGACGUCUACCAAAAUCAGAUACAUAUAGAAAACCUAAAGACAACAUUGUAACUGAUAAACAAAUUGAAGAGAAGAGCAUUGUUAAUUCUGAUACAUCGUUGAUUCCAACAGCUACCACAGAAAGUUCUCUGAAUACGCCUGUUAAAGAUCAAGGUCAAGUAAAAAUUGUAAAACGAAAGCGAACUCGCGGCCCUGUGGUACCGAUUGUAACUGAAAGGAACUUCGUAUAUGCACAUAGCGGUAACUUUCAUUAUAGCUUCGAAGGCGGUGAUGGCACGAAAGUAUUUGAGGACGGCUCAUUAAAAUCAAUAAAUGACGAGACUGGUGAGGCUGUGUCUGGAGGUUUCUCAUACAAAGAUAAAGACGGCAACGACAUCAGCUUAUCAUACACCGCAGAUGAAAACGGCUACAGACCAAUUGGUGCCCAUCUGCCUACGCCUCCUCCAAUUCCACCAGAAAUCGCACGCGCCUUGGCCUACCUCGCUACAAAAUCAACCCCACAACCCAUUACAGAACCUACAAAAAAAUUCGAUUAGUCUUAAAAUAAUUACUUGUUCUAAAUUAUUAAAAUAGUUGUUAAUAAUCUUGAAAUAAAAUAUUUUUUUUUCUGACGUAUAUUAUUUUCCCAUAAACCAGUUUUUAAUUCAUGCGAUAAAUUGAUAAAAAUCAUUUCUCUAUUGAAUUAAGUCGCUAUGCUUGUAACAGAUUUGGCUAUUAUUACUGUCUGUUAGUGUGUUGUAUAAAUUAUAAUUUUUACACAUUCAGUCAAAGCCAAUUUGUCAAUAUUAAUAUUUGAUAUCUUCUCAAACAUUCCAAAUGUUAGACGUCUGUAAAGUCAUUGAUAAUGCGUUUGUAAUUAUUG
Molecule: messenger RNA, 1399 nt
Organism: Papilio xuthus (Asian swallowtail)
Lineage: Eukaryota; Metazoa; Arthropoda; Insecta; Lepidoptera; Papilionidae
Gene: CPR36
Product: cuticular protein RR-1 motif 36
Exons: 3
Coding region: 84-1073 (329 amino acids)
Cellular component (GO): chitin-based extracellular matrix
Molecular function (GO): structural constituent of chitin-based larval cuticle
Source: RefSeq, a predicted model, not a curated record